GAGGGAGGGAGGGAGGGAGGAGGAUAAAGAGGAGGGGGAAGAGUGGCAGGUUUUGUACAGCUGCUGAUGCCAGAGUCUCAGAGUGAGACAGACUGAGGGGGAUCUGAGGAGUGGAGAGCUGGCACGUGCGGAGCUGUGUCUGCAAGUUGUGGGCAAAGAGCAGAGAAAACAGGUACCCAGUCGCACACAGCAGGACAGAUGAGGAGACAUCAAGGACCACGCUUCAGUCCUGGGUGUAUGGUGUACUGACCCUGCCUACCACAGGCAAGGAGUCAGAGGACCAGGGCCAUGACUGGCUCUCCUGGCCCUGGUGGGGGUGCCUUUGUGCCUUGGCCAAGGGUGUGGCAAUGGGUCCUGACAGCUUCUCUGGUUGCAAUGGUAACACUGAUGUUACCAGGAAGUGGCCAGGCCUGUCCACCACGGUGUGAGUGCUCAGCUCAGCUGAGGUCAGUGUCAUGCCAGCGGCGGAGGCUCACCAACAUCCCAGAGGGCAUCCCCACUGAGACACAGCUCCUGGACCUCAGCAAAAACCGGCUCCGCUGGGUACAGGCGGGUGACCUGGCACCAUACCCACGACUGGAGGAAGUGGAUCUCGGUGAGAACCUCAUCACCACAUUAGAGCCCAAUGCCUUUGCCUCCCUCCCGAGUCUUAAAGUGUUAAAGCUGAGGGGAAACCAGCUGAAGUUGGUGCCCAUGGGGGCUUUCGCCAAGCUGGGCAAUCUGACCAGCCUGGAUCUGAGUGAGAACAAGUUGGUGAUUUUAUUGGACUACACCUUCCAAGAUCUGAGGAGUUUGAAACAUCUGGAGGUGGGAGACAACGAGCUGGUUUACAUAUCCCAUAAGGCAUUUUCAGGGUUAUUGGGGCUGGAGGAUCUCACAAUACAGCACUGCAACCUGACAUCCAUCUCUGGCCAGACACUGUCCUAUCUCCGCAGCCUGGUCACUCUUCGCCUCCAUCACCUCAGCAUUGCUGCCCUGGAGGACCAGAACUUCCGCAAGCUCUCCAACCUGCGGGGUCUGGACAUUGACCAUUGGCCAUACUUAGAGUAUAUCUCCCCACUCAGUUUCCAGGGUUUGGACCUUCGCUGGCUCUCCAUCACCAACACCAACAUCACCUCUGUCCCUUCCACCUCCUUCAAGAACCUGGUGCACCUCACCCACCUCAAUCUUUCCUACAAUCCCAUCAAUACACUAGAGCCCUGGGCCUUUAAAGACCUGCUGAGGCUGAAGGAGCUCAUCAUGGUAAACACAGGGUUGAUGACAGUAGAGCCCCAUGCCCUUGGAGGCCUACGACAGAUCCGGGUCCUCAAUUUCUCCUCCAACGACUUGCAGACUCUGGAAGAGGGCUCCUUUCACUCUGUCAACAGCCUUGAGACCCUCAGAGUGGAUGGGAACCCCCUGAUGUGUGACUGCCGUCUAUUGUGGAUCCUGCAAAGACGCAAGACCCUCAACUUUGACGGCAGAGUGCCGGUGUGUGCAGGGCCGGUGGAGGUGCAGGGGGUCAGCCUCAGCACCUUCACCGAUUCUGCACUCUUCGAUCACUUUACAUGCCAGAAACCUAAGAUACGCAAUCGCAAGAUGCAGCAGGUGAUUGCUCGUGAGGGCCAGCCUGUGCGAUUUCUGUGUCGAGCUGAAGGAGAACCUCCACCUUCUAUUAUAUGGAUUUCCCCACAACGCAGACGGAUCACCACAAAGACCUUGGGGCGUAUUACUGUCCUGCCUAGUGGCACCCUGGAGAUUCGCUAUGCCCAGCUCACUGACAGCGGAACAUACAUCUGCAUUGCCAGUAAUGCCGGGGGCAAUGACACCUACUUCGCCACACUCACCGUGCGUGGCCAGCCACUAGACGCCGCCUCAGCCUUUUUUCUCAACCGCUCGCUCUAUAGCAGCGAGUUCUUUAAUGACACAAAUCUGAAUAGCACACGUGUUUUCCUCAAGUUCACCUUGGACCUGACCACCAUCUUGGUCUCCACGGCAAUGGGUUGCAUCACAUUCCUGGGAGUGGUCCUCUUCUGUUUCCUGCUGUUGUUCGUGUGGAGCCGAGGACGCGGCCAACGCAAGAACAACUUCACAGUGGAGUACUCUUUCCGGAAAUCUGAACCCGCCACUGGGGGCACCUCAGGAGGGACCAGAAAGUUCAACAUGAAAAUGAUAUGAAACAACGCAGCCAGGGGUCCUUCGGGGGAGGCAUGAGCACGUCCCAAAAACGUGUUUGACACACGCAAACGCACACAGCCACUGACUCGCAAAGAAGCUUGAAAGCACAAUUUAGGUUCCUGUUCAUGGCUCCAUUCCCAAUUGAGUGCCCACAUUAAAACCAGAGCCAUGGCAUGACUUGCAUAAAUUUGUGAACGACAACAAAAUGAUCCUGACCUGUCUGUUUCAGUGGUUUUAUUCAGCAUGUGAUGAAAACAUGUUUGAGUGACCCUAGAGUAUUGAUAAACUUCAUGCAGCUGCUUGUCAUCCAUGCUUGAGGAGAAAAACAAAAUUUAAGCACUAUAGGCGAUAAGAUGUGAAUUGAUCACCGAGCUGUGGAAUAUUGGUAGUCAUGUCUCGCAAUUAAUUGCUAAAGUUUUUGUCUUUCCAUCAAAAUUUCCCUUUACUGCAUUCUCUGUACUAAAGGGAAAUAAAGGGAAGUUCAGAGACCUGGCUACCAUCCAUUUGUAGAAUUCUUAACCAUGCUCUUUAAAGUCUGCCUUGUAAAGAGUCAUGCAUGUGGAGUUGCAGUUGAGAGUUAAGUUGUAAAUUCAUACCACUGAAUAAAACACAUGGUUUUCUGUAGAUAAAUUCAGUAUAACAGAUAAUUUUAUGUACUCUGACCGCAGCUCAACAGUGAGGAGAAUUACAGUAUAUUGGGUCAACUGUUUCAUUAACAUUAUCACAUGCCGUUUGUUGAAUGAACCAAAGCUUAGUGGAUGUAGAAUAUGAUCAGACAAUCUGGUCAGAAGGAGUGGAUAUGGAUCAAUCAUAUGUCAGUAAAUCAAAUAAAACUUGAUCUGGCCUAUGCUUUGCAAACUUUUGCGACAUUAGCUGUGUGAGUUUGGGACGAGCGCACUAUCCGUGAGCUGCUGUGGCUGCCCGUUGCCCGGAGGGUUUGGUUAGGAAGUCAAGUGCUUCGUACACGGGCAGCUACAGAAACCAUAGCAACCAAUGCAGUAGAGGGCAAGGGGGACCAGGCUGGUGGCCAUGUGAGGGUCACUUGGCAGAAGGGGAGGGAAGAAAGAGGUCAACAUGUUCUCUGCUUGCUCUCCCUCAGAUCACAAGCCCAGGGACGACCCAGCAGCCUCCACCUUUGGUCCCUGCCCUCUGCUGUGUUGGUAGACGUCUGACCUUCACAGUGCUGCCAGGGGGGAGCAGCCUGGAGAGUCAGGUUAUACUCAGAGACAGAGAAAGGACACACGGUGACACUAUGGAGGUGUUCACAACACUGACAUCGACACACUCAUCUAGGUCGUAGACACCUCGCGCAACAACACGUGUAUAGCACCUUUUCUCAGGAGAAGAGAAUUAACGAGCCAACAGAGCAAAUACAAUGACACAUACUCUGCUAAAAUCUUACCCUUCCUAACUUAGCAAUACUGAAUCAUAAAGCCAAAAUCAUUCUCCUAGAGAGAAUCAACAUGUGACUGAAGAAACAAAGCCAUAGAAUGUAUGUUGUUGUUUUUUAUAUCCAGUAGUUGAUGUGCAUGAUUUAAUUAAUGAUAGUUAUUGUCACUGCCAUUUUACAAGCUGUUGUGACGAUGACAAGACCAUCUGCUAUCACAAGGCUUCAUAGCGAUGGUGCCUCAUAACACGCGCACAUUUGCACUAAAAACCACCAUCAAGAUUGAAGGAAGAGCAAACACCUUCACACAUGACUUAACAAACAAAUUAACGACGCACCACACGAGUGAAACUGACUGAUCUCUCUCUGUCUCUGAGACGGUCGGUGUGCGAAUGUCUCUGCCCCCCUAGCCCAGUGCAUCCCCCCUCCUCACCCCCACUCCCCACCACACACCCCCACUGGGUCCUCCUUUGGGAGGGGUCCCUGGCUGGAGACCAAGGAAUUAAAAUGUAAAUGAAGUCGUGUCAACCCUACCCACGCCAUGUGCAUUGUAUAGUGGAGAGUAGUACUGUGGUUUCAAAAAACAAAAAGACAAAAAAAGUUUCAUUUGAAGUGUUAUUUUGCCUCCUGUUUGUCCUCCAUUUUGUUUCACUCAUUUGUUGUUUACCGUGACCUUUUGGCUGUCUCCCCUUUUAGAGCUCCCUGUCCACUGUGCGGCACUGUUCUGUUCUCAAGGCUGUUCACAACGCACCCGAAACCAGGCAGAACAAAAUCUUUAAUCAAGAAACAGCUGUCUCCCAUCUGUAGAAGUUAAAUUCUAAGAGCAAAGGAAGGAGUUUACGCAGUGAUGCAUUCAGUAUGUUUACGUGAGAUUAGAAUAAAGAUGCAUGUAAACAUGUAAGUCUACCUGAAACUGUACUAAAUCUAAUUUCUCAACGUCAGACUAACACACAGAUUAUGCAAUUGGGAGUAAAACAAUUCUUGUAUGUCUCCAUUCCACCCAAGAUGGACUGCCAACAGUUCCCACCCCUGGCUUAUACCUGGAAAUAAUAUAGGAAGAAGAAUAAGACAACAUUUUAAAGUUCAUCAAUGGCAAAAAGACUCAGGUCAAGCAAGUUUAUAGCCAAUCCAACAGAUGUAGGGUGUUGGGACCUGUCAAACCUGAAAAUCAAUCAUUUUAUUUCCAUGGUGAAAUGACGAUUAUUGAUAUUUCUAGUAGCCUCAGGACCUCCCAACAGAAAGUUUGGCAUGUUUGAUUGUUCUUUUCUUCUGCGUUCUAUGACAAGUUCCCUCACAUCAGUGAACAAUUACAGUUCUGAGCGCUCUGCAGAUACAAAGGUACAGUAAUACAAACUGACAUAGCGAAAGAUGAGUGAUCCACCAAGUGUUCUUUUUGAAGGAUUGACAGUUCGACCUUUCCACUUCUCGCUACCCAACACAGCGAGUAUCAUGCUUUGAACGCCAUUGUUUGUUUACAGUCUUCUUUCUAGGUAUUGUCUAGCCCCGCCCCCAUGGUCCAGCCCCUCUUCCUCUUAACAUCAUCAUGUCUUGAUGAUUGAUCGGAUCAGGAACCAUCAUGUGGUCUGCCAUGUCUGACGAUCAUGCGAUAUAGUGAAGAUCAUGUUGUCUGAUCUUGGCAUUAUUCAGUGUAGAUUUUGAUUCCACCACAACUUUACCGAGUGUAACUACAUAAGGUUUACUUCAUUUUAAAGGGUCCUACUUUGAAAGCAUAAAUUCAUCACUAUUUAAAUAGCUUGGAAAUAACGAGUGAGCCUCAGCUCUCAAAAUAAAUCAUGCAAAUCCAUUCUUGUACCUUAAGAGAAAUGAUGAAACCCCAACUUCUGUGUCAGGAUGAAUAACUGAACAGUUGUUAAAGAUUCAUGGGGCCGAAUGAGAACAGAUGAAUUUAUUGUCCUGGUUUUUAGAUCGCCAUUUUUUAGUUCGCUCAGUGUUGAGAACAGUACAUUGUCAUCAUGGACAACUUCCCUCUCCCACUUCAGGUCCCUCUGUGUUUCCAUUCCCCGGUAUUUGUCAGUGGAAAGUAGGUUUAGAGGACAAUGAGAAUGUCUAGUGAUUGUUGAUGGUGUUAUUGUGUAAGCAUCAUUCACAAAUGUAAGCAUAGAUGAUGAUGAUAGUGUGUUUCAUUUUAUCUUCUUCUCUCUCUCCCUCUUUAUACCGUCCUCUUCCCCCUCUUCCUGUUUCCCGUCUAUUUAACAUUUCCAACCCUUGUUGUCCCUGUUCACAGUAUUAGGCUGGAAUAUGGUUGUGUGGUAGUAGACACGUGUUCUGUGUGGUCUGUGAGUCAGUGUUGUUGUGUUAUGAUGUGUUGCUCCUCUUAGUGACAUCAAACAUGGAGCAGUGACCGGAUCAGUGGAGACAAAAGAUGAAAGGGGUGACCCAGGUUCCUAAAAAAAAAAAAAAGAAGAAAAUAAAACAAAAAAAGAUUGAACAUUGAUUCCCAUUUCACACCCUACUCAUUCCUGGAAACAAUAUCUGGAACUUUCCUGCUCUGCACAGUGCCACAAUGGGACCUUACUCUGGAUAUGAAAACUCCUGUAAUGUGACUGUAAUGUAUGUAUUUUUUCUUGUCACACUUUAAAUAUGAAAUGUAGGAAGGGGGUUGUGUGGUUGGAUUGUUGUCAUACUUUUUUAACAAGAAAUGGGUCCACUCAUUUGAGGGUUUGAAAAUCAGCACUUUUAUCUUUCCAAGCUUCAGAAAUUCUUGAAGAUUUAAGGGACUUUUUUUUCCAACACAUAAUGAAAGCUCCCAUCCAGCUGAAAUCAUCAAAACGCACAGCCGUCGCCUCAGUGAUUUUGACAGACACAGUGUUUGUAGAAAACCAGUGGAGCUGAGCCUGAUUCAUCGUCUCCACCAUGAUUCGUUAGAAUGUAGGCUAAGCAAUUCCCUCCUCCCAUCUGCAGCUCAUCCUUGCCUCGGGUUGGUGUGUCGUGGUCUAGACGCCUCAUUUACAGCAGCAGAAAUAUUAGGGAUCCCUUCCACUGGGGAACCUUUAAUAGACACAACCCAAAAUAAAACAAACCUUAGGCUCCAGUCGUCAUGACAUCAUCACCAGCCAAGACUGUAUGAUUCUUUAUUUAGUUUACAAUAGCAUUUGUCUCAAUUUUAAAACUGCAUUUCUACAGCCUUAGUCUCCUGUCAUCUGUGGCUCCAAAUGAGCUCUAAAUGAAUCCAUCUCUUCCUCCACAUCAUACAGCUGCUGUUCUGAUUGGAUUAGACUUGAGUUGAAUUACCCAAGCUGAGAGGAGCGGUAAUGGGAUGGCGGAGAUGUUAGCUUGUCUGACUGGGUGAUUACUUGGCUUAUUAGGCUCAUUUCCAUAACAGACCACUCCAGCAACAGAACACGGGUGUCAUGCAAACACUGCAGGCUGGAUUUAUGGCGUUAAUUCACCUUUUCACAUCUGUUGAACAGAGAUGUUACUGAUGUCGAUGGUUUCCUUUAAUUGGCCACGAUAAUGCAAAUGGCUACAUUCAUGUGUGGUUGGACAUGAUUGUUUGAAGCACAUUGGACAGAUAACUGCUUCAUCUCAACCUUGACUGUAAAAUGCAAAUAACCCCUCGCCCCUUUCUACGUGACAAUACUGACUCCCAGUGGGCAACAAGAGUAACAACAAAAAUGGUACCAUACCGUUUUGCUGAUAAGUGAGCAUAUUGACUGUUAGCUUCAUAUAGCUCAGUGCAUCACUGAUUUUCUUAUAGCCAUAGCGUGAUCUCCUCUCCACUCUGUGUUUUGGGAAAUAUUUUGCAUUCAGACUCCCGUGUGAGGAGAGGUUUUUAUCAGAACAGGCCCCCGUUUGAGCAAAAGCACCAUUACAAAGGCCUGCUUUUAGAUAAACUGAUGGCCCCAAUAAGACAAACAGUAAAUCAUCAUCUAAUAUUGCAGCAUAAUUCUCUCUCUUUGUACGACUGUGAGCGGAUCAGCAAUUGAUCGGCUCCGUCAGUCCAGAGGGGGAAAAUGUAUUUCUUGUGGUCUUAUAGCAGGUUUAAUCUAUGCAUGCCUUUUGUACACACUGAUUGGUCUUGCCAAACUCUCACCUACACUCGUACGUAGAGCUAUGGGUGCCAUUGUUGGUGGCCAUGGGACUGGUUGAAAAAGAGCAAAGUGAGACUAUUGAUGUGCUUUGAAUCUGACACAAAUCAAAGCCAGAUGACACGGAUAACACAUGCAUUUACAAAUAUUUAAAGAGAGAGAUUCCCUUUGUCUUUUCAGGAUGACUGAACUUGUGCACACGUCUAUAAAUACACCAAAGUUGUGUUCAGGUGUGUAGGUUAUAGAUAAAGUGAUUGAUAUUCCAAGCAGAAUGCAGGGAGUGAUCAAUGCUGUAUGGGGAUAGGAUUAUUAAUGACAUACUUACAUUGAUUUAUCCUGGACCUUGUCACUGUUCCAGAAUCCUUCUGGAGAAGGAGGAGGUGUGCAGAGUUCUUACAGACCUGGUUGGCACUCAUUCCUAGGUUUCUACCAUGCAUUUUUUAAGACAUUCUCAGUUUAAACGAGAAUUUUUAACGAGAUGGUGCCAUCUUCCAAAUUAAGUGUCCAGGUCUGAUGUAAUCCUCUCUCACCUUCUCCAAAGGGAACUUUCAUUGGUAUAGUAGCUCUGUAUUUGCUGGAAAACAAGCUUGUCUCUAAAAUUCGGCUGCGGUAAAUCCAUCCUCCCUCUGUCUCUGUGGUUUUCUCUUUCUCUUUUUCACUCUCCCUUUCUCUCUCUUUCUCUCUCGCAAUCAAACUGGCACUGACUCGUAAAACACAUUUUUAUCAAUCUCUCUCAUUUUUUACAUUCAUACGUGUUUGAAUGUAAAUCUUGUAUACGGCUGUAGUUGAAGUCCGAAACCUAGGAAUGAGUGCCUCAGUUAAAUGCAGAGCUACUAUAAAGACAACUUGUUUAAUUGCAUAGUGUCAACCGGUUCAAGAUUGAAGCAUAUGACUGACUCACAUUAUUGACUGUUAUACAGUAAGUAAGUAAAUUGGAGUCUCCCCCUUCACAAACAUGUGACUGUACCCUAGUCAUUGCAGUUAUAUUUUGGACGUGUGGAUCCUUGGAACUGAAGAACAGAAACUGUAUAUAUUAGGUCAAUUAGCCAUAUCACGUCAUCUAAUCUGUAGACCUCCUUGCCAUGUCUGACAGAGGAAAAUGACUGUUGAACUGUAAAUACUGUAGGUGUAGAAAUAUAGGAUUUAAUUACUGCUUCUUUUCUCCAGGGAUCGCCCACGUUUUGCUUAGUCCCAUGGCUGCUCGGUCUCAAGGGGGAAAGAUAAAACAAUAAUGUACUUGUCUAAAAAGCAAGAGUUGUUUUUUUAAUUAUUAUUAUUUCAAUAUUUGUUUUAUAUACUGUCUGUCUUGUAAAUGAACUCCUUUUCCGUCAUAAAAGCAUGAUGUGACCUGUG
This is a messenger RNA of Solea senegalensis (Senegalese sole), 8946 nucleotides long. Its product is annotated as leucine-rich repeat and immunoglobulin-like domain-containing nogo receptor-interacting protein 3. Gene Ontology annotation, cellular component: extracellular matrix. Bases 289 to 2157 code for a protein of 622 amino acids. The transcript has 4 exons. The record is from RefSeq and is a predicted model, not a curated record. Lineage: Eukaryota; Metazoa; Chordata; Actinopteri; Pleuronectiformes; Soleidae. Gene Ontology annotation, molecular function: protein binding.